Messenger RNA from Cryptococcus amylolentus CBS 6039, 1227 nucleotides. RefSeq lists its product as hypothetical. The transcript has 8 exons. The record is from RefSeq and is a predicted model, not a curated record. Lineage: Eukaryota; Fungi; Basidiomycota; Tremellomycetes; Tremellales; Cryptococcaceae. Bases 84 to 1061 code for a protein of 325 amino acids. Gene Ontology annotation, molecular function: oxidoreductase activity.
UCAAGCUUUAAUGUUCUCUGUACAACUCGGUUCCUCAAUCAUAUCAACUGUUCAGAAACGCCCUGUCUUUGUACUAAUCACAAAUGUCUCUGGUCAAAACUGUGACUCUUGCUGGUAGACAAGUACCUCCCAUGGCCAUCGGCACAUGGGCCUGGGGAGAUUCUACCUGGCAGUAUACACCCAAAGAUCUAGAGAACAUCAAGGAUGCUUGGCGGGCUUGUUUGAAGGCUGGGUUGGUGUUCUUUGAUACUGCUGAAAUCUAUGGAGCUGGAGAAUCGGAGAGGAUUAUCGGACGUCUGAUUAAGGAAGAGACUUCGGAAGAAGACAAGUCGAAGAUCUUUAUUGCCACGAAAUUCCUCCCGGUACCCCAUCCCAAGACCGGCCUAUUCUUCUUCAGUCCUCCUAUUGUGGAACGCUUGAAGGCAUCCCUCCAACGUCUGGGGCUCGAUUCAGUCCCUCUUUACCAGCUCCAUUCCUCCAUCUCGUUACACUCCCACGAGACUCUGGCGGCCGGGCUUGCAGAAUGCGUCAAGCUCGGUCUAGCAAAGGCGGUCGGAGUGUCAAACUUCAGUAAAGAUGAGCUAAUCAAAAUGGACGAGCUCCUCAAGAAGCAUGGAGUGACGUUGGCUUCCAACCAGAUCGAGUUCAACCUUCUCCGUCAGCUUCCGGACCAGAAUGGACUUCUGGAAGAGAUGAAGAAGAGGGACAUUGCUUGUCUUGCUUACUCUCCUUUGGCCAUGGGGAGGCUCACCGGAAAGUACAAUGCUUCUAACCCUGUCCCAAGCGGACGAAAGUUUAGCGCCCAGUACUCCUGGGAGCAGCUCGAGCCCCUCAUCACCGAACUUGGCCGUAUCGCCGACAAGUAUGGCGUCAAGCACUCGGCGAUCGCUCUGAACUGGGUCAUGGCUAAAGGUGCUAUCCCUCUUGGAGGAGCCAGGAAUGGGUCGCAGGCGGAGCAGAACGCCCAAGCGACUACCUUUGAGCUUACGCCAGAAGAAGUCGACAGUCUUUCAAAACUCGGCUUUUCCGGAAAGAACUCUUGGGUCUGGCAGCGGGGAUAGAAUACACGAGGAAAUAGCCAUAUGUUAUCAGCUGUUGUUGUUUUGCUUGCUGCUAGUGUAUGCACUCUUUAGAUGUCGUUUUGAAUUCCCGUUUGGCCUUCUGGCAUCGCCUCAAUCAGUAUAUGUCGUUGUAACCCGCUUAUAGACCCCAUGUACUGUAUACUCA